GCCCCAGGGCCCGAGCACAACCUCUGCACAGCCGUAGCCGGGGGUGCGAAGUUUCGCUUCGCCUGACGCGGCUGCCGGCGCCGGGUGGACUUCGGCCGUCUCGCGUCGACGGGGCAGAGGAACCGCGCAAAAAACAAAACGAAGCCCGAGAGAAUAUUCGCGGCGUUUAAUUCGUUCCUCUCCUGGCCGUCCCAGCCCGCCGUCGUUCCUCAACGGUGCGUGUGGUGUACAUGCUGUCUUUCUGCGUACGCGCCUCCCAGUACUGGCUCGCCGUCUCGAUGUCUCCGGUGACCGUGGUGUCUUCGCCGUUCAAACAGGAUUCUACCGUCUAACUGACGUCGUUGUCGCAGACGGGACUGCUGUCGUAAUCGGCGGAGUGACUUGUGCGAUCGCGCCUCCUGCUUAGCUUCCUACAUACUGUUUUGUUUCCUUCACCUAUCGCUCGCUUCACAAAUCAUUCGUGAUUUCAGCGUUCUCUGACCGCGGCUGAGUCGUUUUAGUGCUUGGGGAAAAAAGUACACCGUGCUCUCCCGAAGGACGUCCCUUCGCUGCCUCGCCCGCGUAGCACUGGCCGAACGACGCCGGUCGGUGCCGGAGAUCCACGGACCCUAGAAGGUCAAAUCUACAACCCUUCUUGCCGAAGAAGGAACGGAAGAGGUCUGCGCUGGGCGUCACUGCAAGCCUAGAAAACUGACAUCUACCCAAGAUGACGUGGGGCCGGUCGUCCACGGCCAAGAGGCCGCUCGCCCUCGGUCCGGGCCCCGCGAGGGCCGACCCCCAGCGGUGCAACCUCCGCGGGCGUCCCACCGCCUGACCGGCGGCCGUGCAGCGGCUGCAGCAGCCCCGGAGGCUGCGGCGGCGGCCAUGGGCGCCCACCCUCACCAGCAACGAACCCCGCUGCUGGGAUCCCGCUGCGCGCGCAGGCGCCGCUGGCGGGACCCGCGGCUCGUCUUCCUGUCGGCCAUCCUGGUUUUCGGAGGCCUCAGUUACCUGCAGGCGCCUUCCUGGCCCGGCUGCGGGACCGACGUGACCCGGCACGGCGAAGGCUUGGAGCCGCUGGGCCGGCUGUCGUGGAGCUCUCGGUCCCUGCUGAACAGCGCCGUCGGCAACGAGAGCGACGGCAACGGCACCACCGCCAAGAAGAGCGCCCAGUUCCCCCAUGACCUGUUCACCGAUGAGCAGCUUCGGCGGGGCGCCGUCAUCCUGCACGUGAUGGGCAUGGUGUACAUGUUCGUGGCGCUGGCCAUCGUGUGCGACGAGUUCUUCAUACCGGCGCUGGACGUGAUCACCGUGAAGCUGGACAUCUCCGAGGACGUGGCCGGUGCCACGUUCAUGGCCGCGGGCGGCUCGGCGCCCGAGCUCUUCACCAGCGUGAUCGGGGUGUUCAUCUCGUUCGACGACGUGGGCAUCGGCACCAUCGUGGGGUCGGCCGUGUUCAACAUCCUCUUCGUCAUCUCCAUGUGCGCCAUCUUCUCCAAGUCGGUCCUUCAGCUCACCUGGUGGCCCCUGUUUCGCGACGUGAGCUUCUACUCGGUGAUCCUCAUCAUCCUGAUGCACUUCUUCCGGGACAGCAUCAUCUACUGGUGGGAGGCCCUGGUGCUGCUCUGCUGCUACGCCUCCUACGUGACCUUCAUGAAGUUCAACGAACCUUUGGAGAAGAUGCUCAAGAAGCUCCUCAAUCGCAACAAGGUGACGCGUGUGGGCAGCACGGAUCACCUCAUGCCGCAUGCGGUCAAGAGGAAGCAGUCGGCGGCAUCGGAGCUGCGCGCCCUGCGGCGGAUGCAGUCGGUGGUGCUGGAGGGUUCGGCGCCGGGCGAGGAGGGCCAGGCGCUGCCGCCCCUCUCCGCAGCCGUGGCGGCCGGGGAAGGGCCCUUAGCGCCCCCGGCGCCAGACAGCGCGCUAGAGCCAGACAACGGCGUCGAGGACGACGACAGUGUGUAUCAGCCCCCGUCCCCCCCACCGAUGGCGAGGAGGAGAAUGAGCGCUCCCAUCCUCCACUCCGGCAGCAAGUUCCGGCACGGACUACUGCAGCUCCUCAUCCACUCCAUCGACCCCCUGCACGAGCACGAAGGGGAAGCCAAUGCCAAGCUGGACGAGAAGGCGUCCCAGCUGCACACUAUCGCGUCCCUGCGCGUGUUGCUGGACGCGACCAAGCCCGGCGGUGAGGGCCAGUCCUCCUCGGGCGUGGCCAAUGGCGGUCCCCCCCCGGCCCCCAUCGGGGGCUGCCCUCGGGGGGGAACCCAGGAUGGCAGCAGCGGCUCCGCCGAGACGCGCCUCACCAGCCUCAGCAACAGCGAUGCCCUCGUGCGCGUCGACUCCGUCUCGAACCUACAGAGCGACUCGUCCAUAACGUCCAACCUGAGCGAGAAGAUGGCGGCGGCGAGCGGAGGCGGCGUGGCCAUCCUGCACCAGCGGCCGGCACCCAUACAAGAGUCCAUCGAAACGGCCAGCCUGCCGGCCGCAGGUGACGCCAUCGCCACAGCGCUUCCGGACUCCGGGUACAACAGCGCCACAGCAGCGCAGGCCGUGCAGGCGACCAAGGAGCUUCCCCCGGACACGAUCGAGGAGACCAACGAACCGCUGAGUGUCGCCUGGCCGGACACGUGGCGCGAGCGGUUCAACUACGUCGUCUUGGCGCCCAUCAUCUUCCCGCUCUGGCUCACCAUGCCCGACGUACGCAGGCCGGAGAAAGUGAAGUUCGUGGCCGGUUCCUUCCUGGGCAGCAUCGCGUGGAUCGCCAUCUUUUCCUACCUCAUGGUUUGGUGGGCCACCGUGGUCGGCCACACGCUAGGCAUCCCCACCGAGGUGAUGGGCCUAACUUUCCUGGCGGCGGGCACAAGCAUUCCGGACCUCAUCACGAGCGUCCUGGUUGCCCGCAAGGGCUUCGGCGACAUGGCCGUGUCCAGUUCCGUCGGAAGCAACAUCUUCGACGUGGCCGUUGGGCUCCCGCUGCCAUGGCUGCUGUCGUGCAUGAUAUACGGGCCUGUGAAGGUGAGCAGCAGCGGCAUGGCCUGCUCCAUCUUCAUCCUCUUCAUGAUGCUGCUGUUCGUGAUCAUCACCAUCGCGCUCUUCCGCUGGCGCAUGAACGUCGGCCUGGCGAUGGUCAUGUUCUUCCUCUACUUCGUCUUCAUCACCUGCAGCCUCCUGCUCGAGUACGAAGUGGUGCGCUGCACCGACAUCAUCAAAUCCCUGAGGCUCCGAUGAAGACGCUCUCCGCACUGUGCACCCUCCCUCUCCACUUUCCUCGAGUGUGCGCGCAAUGUGACGAUGGGACAGGAAAUGACGCGUGUCCUCUGCCGCAAUCUCCGACGUGUCGCGGGUCUGCGUCCCGUACGAUACACGCGAUUCUGGACGUGCCACACUGGGAAAACCGCCCGUUGCUCCUCAACGAUACAGGGCGCGAAGGCUGUUCAGCCGUACGCUUACAACGCUUGGAGGAGCUCGUAUGCAACGUGUGCCGUUGAGAACAGACGUGACGCGACGAGCGAAGAGAAAGAAAGGGGACGCGUCGUCGAUGACCGCGGUGACAGGCCAAUCAUCGACCACGAUUGGCACAACGCGACAUGUGCUUCUGAGACAAGACUUCGCAGCGCAGAAGACAUCGCCUCGAAAAGUCGGGGCAUUGGGUCAACUUUACAAGUGCGGUGACUGCUGCGUGACCGGUCUCCACAAACUUGCGAAGUGAGGUCCUUUCGUAGGGUGUUUAAGUGCUGGAAAAGUGCAGCGCCUCGGCGUCGAUACGUUAGCGAUGGCUUCACGUAUCAUCGUACGUGUGGCGAAAAUGGAAGAAAGAAAGUAUGAUGCCACCUUAUCGCAAUGCAGGAAACCAGUACGGUGAAGAUCGCGGAUUAUCUCAAAGCCUGUUAAUGCUGCAGCGGCCUUGCGGUAGGCCUCCUUUGUAUGCAGGCCACUUGGUAGUGUGUUUCACAAGCAACCAGACCGUUUCCUGCAGCUGUCGAUGAGGUUUAGGCGUACAACGUGGCGCUCAUUCUACAGUGUUCACGCGCCUUUUGCAAACGAUAAGAGUAUACGCCGUUUCUCUCUGUCUUUAUCGCCUCGUAGCAACCCAGAGAUUUAUCGGCUGCCCACACAGCUGGAGUAACCGAUCACCUUGUCUCACGUUUGUGAGCAGCGCGACGCUUGUACCUCUAACGUCUCCUCGCUUGCGUGCUUUGCUUAGUCACUGAGGAGGCGAUUCGCGCUCGCGACCAAGGCCGCGAAGAAAGGAAAUUCCGUUGCGUGUAGAAUGAGACACACACACACAGAAAAAAAAUGCGUCCCCUGCUCCGCUUCCAAUCCUCCGUGUGCGUCAGGUGGAAGCAAUGCUCGAUUCUCGUGUCAGGUCGGGGUCUUCCAGCAGCUCGCUUCUUCCAUCUAUCUAUACGUCCUCUUCUCCGUAUCGUGCGUUUCUGUUGGUCAGCGCCAUCGAAACGAGGCCUCUGUGCCUCGCUUUGCGAAAGGGGGCCACGUGGAACAAUGGCAGUCGGAACUGAGCUUCCCUCUUCAUCAGUCUGUCGCUCCAGCCCCUUGUGGACGUGGCGUGGUGCAGACGUCUUCAGAUUAUUACCCAUGGAUAUCCACGAGAGCAAACACUUUACUUCUUCCGUUCGUCAUCCUAAGCAACCAUACUAAAGCCAUCCGGGACACGCGUACGAGUAGUUAGGGUAAACCGCCUGAAAAAAAAAAUAAUAAUAAGCUUGGCGCCUUACAAGCGGUCCCCAAGCUUUCUGGCUAGGAUUACUGAGUUUUUUUAGAAGCUGAGAAGGUUCUAACAUGGAUAAAAAACAGCGCUAUUAUAACUCGCCUAUGCGUUGGUUAUAAGACGCUGUGUCUUGUCGUUAUCAAGCUGAUACACACAAACACAAAAAGAGAACGAUCGGCGCAGUUUCGGGCCAUCAGUAAGUGCGCUUUGAUUUUGGGCUGAAUUGUUGCUCUAUCUUGAGCCCACUAGGCGCGGACAUUAAUUUUGUUUUGCUAGUGUUUUGACAUCUCGUUGAGCGACAAGCGCACAAGCGGCGAGAGCGACGCAAAAUUAGCGAACCUUGUCCUCUGGCAAAUACGCGGUAUCGAAUCUGAAAUAGAUCGCAUCAGCACUAACAUAUGUCUAAGGGAUUCGGGGAAAUGACAUCGGUUGUUAUAACCGUGAUGCUUCUUGUGCGCUUUAUUUUGAUGUCGCGGAUGCUUCUUUGUAUAUCUUCAUUUGUGUUCUUGCUAUAGGAACGGGAAUGUGUGUUACACCGAGUGGCUACUGCUACGGAAACUAGUAGGCGCAAUUACCCGCCCUUUGAGCAAGUGUACAGUAAGUACUCGAAACGCGUCCCGCCGGGCCACAUAUAUAUUGUUCUAAAAUCAAUUGUUGAAAACUAUUGCAGCAGGCAAGAAAAAGAAACACGGCACUUUGGCGUGAUGAAAAUUUGUUCUUACUGCAGCUCAGAUAUCCACUUCAAAGCUGACUUUCAUUGUUUUCUUUUUAUUUUCAGAUGUUUCUUUUAAAUAGUUCCUUUAUUUACAUCCAGUAAUAUUGGUGCUGUCGUGGUUACAAAUUAUAGAUAUAAAAGAUUCUUUAAUAACAAUAAGUAAAUGAAACACUGCAUCAUUUUUGCUUCCAGCAAAAGUAUUAACGAUAGAAACCGAGGACCAGAAACAGCACAGCUUCCAUAACGGUUUACCUUCUGUUUUUGUUGAGCCUCCGCAUAUACGCUGAUUAAAAAAAAAAAUGCAUCGUGUUUUUCUCUACGCACCUGCGCAGAUCGCGGGUUCGUUUCAAACAGAGGUAAAACUCCGACGUUCAGACUACGUACGGUGCGAAGGACUGAUCAUGGUCAUGACCCCAUUCCCUCCGCGUCACCUCUUCUCCCGUUCUCUACUUCCCCUCCGGUCUGCACAACUCAUUCGUGAACAUCGUUCAAGCAUCUCGUUGUAGAGGCGUAGUCAUCGUAAUUCUCCCUGUGCUACCUUGACUAAAUUCAUUUAGGCAGUCUGUAGAAAGUCUAAAGAUGUUUUCCAUGAGGCAACGUCUAGUGACGGCAUAUUGGCUGUCCCUAAGCAUUUUUAUCAAGUAAUGGCUUAGGAAGUUAUAUAAGGCAUUAGGAAGUUAUGAACCACAAGUAGACUUACGAAAAGAGACUCUUUAAUGGCUGGUCCAAGCAAGCAAGAAAUUUGCAUAGCCAAAGGCAACGAGUCUGUGAGCAACAAAAGCACCCUACCAAACGUCUAUGGACACCCUACAGACUGCUUACGUAUUCAUUCUCGCAAAGGUACGUACUCUUCUAUAAGGGUACGGUGUCCACGCAUUGUUAGCCCAGGUCUCUCCACGUAAGCUUCCACAGAUGUCGCCCACAGCCUUCCUCGCGGCCAUAAUCACCAAGACCGCCCGCCAUCCCGAAAGCUUUCUUUCUUUUUUAUUUCUUCUUGUUUUUGCCGAGACGCCUGUCUAUCGCUCGCUUCAACUGAGGGCGACUCGCGUGAACCGUGUAGCUGCCAACCCAUUCCCCGGGGUGUAAAACCUAUGCCGUCUGUGUAUGUGUCGACGAAUCCAUGCUUAGGCUCGGGUGCGAAGCUCCGGGCGAGCGAGCGAGAACCCGUCACGCCCUCUCGUUUCAUCGGGAAGCACCCGGAGGAGCGUUCCACUAGCACGUCCUUCCCGGGAGAAAACGGCCCAAUGGCGAGGCAGGCCUCGUCUGUGGACUUGUAUUCCUGGUUUGGGGCUCCUUCUCACGUUGUUAUUCGCAAUGAAGGACUGUAUAAACUAUUAUAUCUGCGCAUAAAAAAAAACCGUGGUUGUUAACUGUUUGGUUUUUCUGUCCAAGUAGUGGGGGUCUUCGGAGGAUGUCCGUUAAAGAAAAGAAAAAAAACAGAAGUAAUGUUGCUCGGAAUCUCUUCGAAGAGCACUCUUUAUCCGCCUGUGCUCAAAAGAAAGAACCAGAUGUUAUGACUUGUUGCAUGCGCGAGUGAGCUGUCGCCAGAUGGGUGUAUACGAGGGGUUAUAAGAAGGGAGAAGUGGCGAUUUCGGUGUCUUUAGGUGUACAGCUGUGCGAGCUGCACGUUAUGGAGUCGUUGUAUAAAGCCUCGGUGCAUUCUUUGCCACCACAGCUUACUACUAUGCACUGUUAUGCAAGCGCUUUCAAGGAUGGCGAGGUCGCGCUAUUGACGUCUAUUCAUUUAUGCGUUUUACUCUAACCCUUGACGCUUCAAGUCGCUUCAUUACGUGUCGCGGUAACAUGAAUAUCAGCGAUGCCUUUCCAUAACAGAAAGUGGACCGGUGUAACGCGAUCGAUUAUUUCUCGGUUGUGUUCCUGCUGUAUUGCAAUGGCUUUUAGUGAUCGCAUUUAGAGUGAGCUCCAGUCGCAUUCCAGUCCUCUUCAUACGGGCGUUAACAGUUGACUAAAGCUUCGCCAUUAUUGGAGAAGCUUUAGCCAACUGACGAAGCUUCGCCAUUAACUGGCGAAGCUUCGCCAGUUAGCUAAGCUUCGCCAUUAUUUUUAGUUUCAUGGAAGUCGGUGUGGCUGAUAAUGAGAAAGGAAUACAACCAAAGCACAACAAUCCUUGCAAUUGCAACGGCCUCUGGUUGCGUCCGACGCUUGUACUUUAUGCGGCUUGCCUUUGCUUUACUUACUUUAUUAGGAUGUCGCAGCGAAUACCGUAGUUUAUGGCGCCUUUUUUUUUAACCUCGAAACCUUUAUGUAGAUGCUGUAGCUGGAAUCGCUUGAUUUCAGGCAAGGUUUGCCUCCGCUUGUGAUAAGCUGUACUAUUUGGAAGAAACAAAAGACGUUUCUGAAACGUCCAUGCGGUAAUAUAUAACCUGGUUAUCUAGCGGCUUCAACCUAGUUGCGAAAAUGGAAUCGCCGCGAUAUGAUCGCCUCAAUAAAUAUGUAAUAAGUUUAAUGAAUGUUGUAACUAUAAUGAGUAUAACUACUUUAUUUACUUUUUUGUAAAUUUUCGCGCUACAUUACUGAUAACUGACCGUUCGAGUCGGCUUUAUAUUAACCGCUUUUGUGAGCUACAUUCAGACGGUCUCGCCAUUACAGCACCAUCUGUAAGCACCAGUGCUUGCUGGCUACGGCUAGAAGUUCUUCGCCACGUUCACAGAGGUCGUCCAGCAUCAAACGAAAAUCGGAAGCAAGUGCAGCCUUAAGUCGAUCGGCCUCCGCUGAACGUCUUUUCUCAAUUGACGGAACUUAGAGCUUCCGAUAAACGUAAGACUUCAUGAUAUUUCAAAUAAAUUUCACACCGUUCCAAGUGAAACAUUCGACAAUUUAGAAACUGCGCAUUGAAUUCACGAUGAAUAAUUCAGCACAGGCUCACUAAGAUUCACUACAGUUCCUGAGAGUACCCGUUUACUCAAAUACAGUCGAAUAGAAAGCGAAAUCUCUUUUUUUAAUAUAAUUAUACCAUGUUUUCUAAUCGUUAUUUAUAUCUGACCCCAAACCUCAUGCCCGGGUAAGAAAAAAAGCUAUAUUAUAUAUUAUCCAGGUAAAGUCAUCGGGAAGUCGGAAGUAAUGCAACGUUCAGUUACAUUACAUUGCAAAUUUCAUUGCCUGUCAUCUUAGAUUUUAAAAAUGAGCUAAACGUCUCAAUGAUAGCUAUCAGAAGAACAUCCAUAUUUCAUGACACCUAUCAGAAUGAAAGGACUGACACAGGAAAGAUAGAGCCUCAAUGACAAACUUAACGCUGUUUUAAGAUUCUAUCGCACGCGACUCCCUUUCCAUGCCCCGCGCUGACAAAUCAGUAGUGCCCUUUCUUGCCAUACCACGAACGAGAUGGGAAGCAAGUAUCGAGUUCACGCCCCGGUCGUGACCACACUAAGCAAGACCACAUACUUCGACGGCUCUAUUGUUUCUCUGCUCACGUGACAUAGCGCUCACCUACGCGUACGUUAACAUCGCUAAAGUCAAUUUAUAAAACCCUCAAAGCUUUCACUUGGAACGGUUGAUUCACUGUGAAUAGACGAACAUUGCGUCUUUGUGUUCUACUUAAGUUAUGGCCACGGCGACUUGACUGCGAAAGCUAUGAGUAUACACGCUGAGUACAUUUAAGCCCGAGUGACUCAGGCGAGUCUGGCACUCGCUUCAAAAUACGCUCAAGAUAAACACGCAUCCGUGAACAUAUCAUCGAACAAUGUCUAGCGCCGCCGCGUCAAUAUCAGCCCUUAAGCGACGCCGAGCACAACACACUCAGGCGCUCAGCAAAGCGGAAGCAGACACGAGCGAAGGGCACUAUCUGCGAAUAGGUUUGCGCGCCAUUAUAAUUAUCUUCGGUGUCGAUUGUAACGAGAAACUUCCCGGAAACAAUGUAGUACCCGCAUAACUAAAACUCGCAAGGACUCGUCGAAAAACGACACGACAUUUGCGACGCUUGUCCGGAAUCUGAAAGUCGUAAAACGCGGAUAGGUGCAAACAGUCAUGUCUAUGUAUCUCUCUUUUUAUCUUCUUCUGGUGCGAGGAACCAAUGACUCGAGCAGAGGCUAUUAUGAGAUUUGGAAUGCGGUGCCCGGCAGUGGUGGCUAACAGCAAACUCAAAGCAAUACCACAUUGAUCACACAAUGUCUGCGUGCUUGGAGCGGGAGCGUCACGAAAGUCGGCUGAGGUUGACGCAAACGUGAACGCGAUCGACGUCGCUUAACGACUGCGACAACACACUUCGAGAUAACGGAAGUUCUGCGCCCAUUAACCGGCGAGGUCACGCGCGAAUACCAAAAGCGUGUUGAAAACCAUGCUCUGAAAAAUAUAUAUAUCGUGCUAAGCGUCGCCUCCACUGAAAUGCAGAAACCCGGUUUGAGUCGGUACGCGAAGCAAACGGGGAAGUUUUUAUCUGUAGAAUUUGUGCGCUAGGGUCGCAACUAGACCGUCUAGAGCAGGAGAAGGAUAAGCUGGCUAAGCGGGUUGUAAAGCUAGAACAGCAAGCCAGCGGAUGGCCGUCCCGCAUGACGUCAUUGCUCAAAGCACACAGGCGUUCUAUUAUCCAGAAGGCGUUGCUUCUCGCCGUCACCGCUUGACAUUGCGGGAUGUCUGGCCACUUGUUUGACGUCAGCGCGCUCUGACAGCAAACGCGUUCGCUGUGUAAUCUAGGUGGUGGCGCCUUUGAAGGUCGCGCAAGCGGUGUAUGCAGACCAGUACCGGGCAUGUCGCACUGGUGCCGAAUUCCUACCGCACUUUAUCGCGGCUCACGCAGCACUGGAGGCGGGGACAAUGUAAGUUCAAUGUUGCGGCCACGUGUCAUUGUGCGUGGAUUGGAUUGGAUUGGAGAAACUUUAUUUAUGCCUGCAGUUGGGCGCUCGCGCGCCCCGACGAGGGCCUACGUCAUCGUGACAAAUGUGACGCAACAUUGGUCUUACAUUGGCACUACUUCAUGCGCUGCUGUUGGUCGCUGAAAACAAGCCUUUCUUCGGAGAGUAUAACCCAAGCCGCCAACAUGGCUUUCUCAAUAUAGGAGACCGCGUUUUAGAAGCUCGCUUUUGUCUGCAAAGUGAGAGGGCAAGCCAUCCAGAGUCCUUCGAUACUCUGCCAAUAGGUUGCCAAUCUAACGACAGAGACGUAUACAGCGCCGUCGCUAUACAGAAACUAAGCGAAUUCAUGUGUGUGAUUGCACGACAUUCUCUCGUAGAUGCCCGUAUCUGUGGCUGAGCCUUGUUUGAACUCACUGAAGUUGGUGCCUCAUUACCGCGUGUACACAUUGGUAAGAAAGUCUACAUAGUCUGUACAUACGUACUGUGACCGCUGAAUGUAUCCCUCAAGUGUGAGUUCGACCUUUUCUCCCUGAACACGUGUGUGUACAUCCGUCGUAGAGACGAACAGUACAGUACAUCGAGGUAGUGUCCCUCAGGUGAAAAAUCUCCUUCUCUUAACUGGUAGUAUUCACGGUGCAGACUAAAGGCCGCCGUGUCCACUCGAGUUCGUCAAUGCGAAGGCUAUCAAGUGGUCUUCUCGUCCCUUCGGCUUGAUUUGAAGGGGUUAAAGAUGUCUUCGGGGUGCGUUGGUUGAAUGCAGCGAACGCGCAAGCGGCUCCGCUUCUAGUGUGAAGCUACAAGACUGUGCGCACAUAUUAGCAGUAUCUUUUAUUUGUGCCUCGAAGCAAAAAAGUUCACUGGUGAACAAGUAUGAGAAGCAGCAAGCCACCGGCAACCACACAACCAAGGCGUUGUACUAGUUCCGUCAAAGGGAGCGCUUCUGUUGCAUCGUGCCUACACUGUGUUCGUUGCUGGUCAAAUCGAAUGCUCAAUGACGAUUUUUAACGGCUUGAUUAAACGGGCUUAGCAAGACGUGGAUAUAGCACUAAUGUAGAAUGACAAUACAUAGAUCCAUUGAUCAAUUUAAAUAAACAAGUUAAUAAGUCAUGGUGGUGAUGUGAACAUAAAGCUUCGAGAUACAAAUGCCUAAUCAGUCGCAUUGGGCUUCAAGAUGAUGCUUCGAGUAGUCGUUACAAUUUCUUGUUGAUGUGUCUGCGCGGGCGCAAGCGAAACAGAGCUGCACUGAGCGUAGAAGCGCCCAGACGUCAGUGCAACUGUAGCCAAAGUGUUCUUUUUUAAAUUGUUAUGUUCCAUCCAAAACACGUACAAAAGAUACCGAAGUUGCGUCUGUCGGUAAUGCGAGCUUCCACAAGAAAAGUUGUGCGCGCUUUAUUAUGUGUACUCCCGUACGGUUGUUUGUUUAUCCCGAUUGUUAUCUGGCUCUCGUGGGCGAUGUCAGAAGUUUUGUAGUUGCUCGCUGGAUGUGUAGGUCGACGAAAAGGCACUAGCAGUGGUAUGAUGUUGAAAAAUUGCCUCCGGAAUUGGUGCGAGCCUCAAUGUGUACGACAAUGACAGUCGAAAACCGAUGAUGCUGGCAGUUGACGGACGCCUGUUGGCGCUGUCAUGCAGCACUUAUCGGUACACCCCCAAAGUUUUCUUUCUGCUGACAAAAAUUUCUUCUUGUCACUCUGCAUGUGCCAUUUCUUGUUAUGCACGUUGUGCUCUGUCGACAAAAUGUCGACGUAUAUGUGUCUGAACGCGCCAGAUGAACUGGGUCUCCUCAUUGACGUAUUAUACAAUUAGCUAAAGCGCGCGAGUAAUUUGCUGUCGCGGUGAGAGAAUGCAACGAUAUAGGACAUGAUAAGCUGAGUGAUGUUAUCAAGCGUUUUUUUUUUCCAUAACCACGACCCUAUUUCGAAUUGUUCGCCAGAGUGAUUAUCCACUUCCACCGUCGGUUGUUGAGAGAAUAUGCCGAUAGUCAUGGUGCUGGAACGGCGAUAAGUUUGUUUCGCCAAUUGUUGAGGUAACUCCCUAUUGAAUACGGUCGAAAGUAGAAUCCACAGUGUUAAAACGAAGGAAUUAAGUGUCGUGCACUACGCGUAAGACGAGAGAGCACGGGAAGAUUAGCGCUGGCUUCUCGCGAACCAACGUUUCAGGCGAGACGUGACCCGUGCGACAGUGACACUGCGCAACCAAUCGACGUCGCUCCAAUGAACACGGUAAGAAAACUUCGUUCUCUUUCACUGUAUCCUGUAUCAUACACACGUGUAGUGUACCAUACCAUCUAUCUAUUAGACAGUAAAAUGGAACCACAAAGGUACACAGCGGUAGUAAUAUAUAGGUACGUUUUCAUUUCAAGAUAUCGCCUUUCGCGUCGUCCGUGUCUUUUCUAGCCCAUGUGCUGACAUAGUUAGCUGCUAUAGUGAGACACUUGCCGUGCUGCUGCGUAUAGCCCUCAUCGCAAGGUACGCGCCGAUAAAAUCCUUCGCGAAUGGGUCGGCCUGGGGUGCGAAAUAAGGAACCUCUCGAUAAAACCUAACUGAAUAAGUGAACGUACACGAAAUAUAGUCCGACUCUUCCUCUGUGCGACUAUUAAACAGUCGUGUUGACUACACUCACGUUACGAGAAGUCUAUAAUAUCGGCCGUGUCACGAGAGAUUUUAUCGACGUACUUCGCGAUGUAAAGCGACAAGGCAUAUGUACACAAAAAAAAGCAUAUAUGUGGCGUCAAAUAAUAUACAAACGAACGAACCUUGUAUAUAGUAUACGAUAGCCCUGCACGCUUUUGUGGGGGAAUGAAGACGAUGAACGAAGAAAAAAAAAAGAAAGAAAAACACGUUUGAGACAAGUAAGGUGAGAACGCAGCUUUGGUUGCUCGUUAACGUUGCCUCGGUAAUACGAUGUGCCGCGCAAGGUGAAGCAGGUCGCGUGUAUAACGCCCGUGUUGACCGUAUUGCCAGAGAUGUAUAUUGACAGCAAACACAAGAGAAGCCGUAACAGUGGGAAAUGGGCUUGGCGUCCCGUGAACUUUGCCUCCUGGCUUGCAAAACGGAAGGUCGUGUUUCUGAAUGUGCUUCCGUUGAGACUUUCGUUACAGAACCUAAGCACGAAAAAAAAAGAAAAAAAUAUGUGACUAGUUUUGACACGAUACAGCAGUUUCUCCUCGCUUCCUGUCCCAAACUCCUCUCCUUGAUUCCGCAUUCAAUUACUCGUUCAUCUGCUCCCUUAUAGUACGUGAGGUGCCGGAUAAACUGUGUGCGGCGAAAGCACACGCAAAGUGUAAGGAGUGUCCUUUCCCAUCUAAUAGUGCCUUGAUUGCAAGUCGGUGUGUGACCAGAGUCAAGCUAUAUAUUUCGCAGAGAGAUAUCGUUUACUAGAUAGAUAGAAGACUUUCGGGCCGGACAAAAUUGAAAUAAUGUCCAGUAUGUACUAAGAGUACUUGUUUGGUCAUGUGCAAAACCAUUGGAGGAGGUAUACGGGAACGCUUUACGAUGGCAAACACCAAAUGCUUUGACAAUAAAGCGCUAUUUUAGCGCAGUCUACUGAGGGCGAAACUCACGGCAUGCCAAGCCCCCUUUCUCGCAGUCUAUGUGCAUAACUGUUGUACAGCGUGUACGCCAUGCGGAUGCUGGAAUAAAGUGCUAA
Molecule: messenger RNA, 13870 nt
Organism: Dermacentor albipictus
Lineage: Eukaryota; Metazoa; Arthropoda; Arachnida; Ixodida; Ixodidae
Gene: Nckx30C
Product: solute carrier family 24 member Nckx30C
Biological process (GO): intracellular calcium ion homeostasis; calcium ion transmembrane transport
Cellular component (GO): plasma membrane
Molecular function (GO): calcium, potassium:sodium antiporter activity; calcium channel activity
Source: RefSeq, a predicted model, not a curated record